Molecule: messenger RNA, 1590 nt
Organism: Chelmon rostratus (copperband butterflyfish)
Lineage: Eukaryota; Metazoa; Chordata; Actinopteri; Chaetodontiformes; Chaetodontidae
Gene: aurkb
Product: aurora kinase B
Exons: 9
Coding region: 86-1078 (330 amino acids)
Biological process (GO): regulation of cytokinesis; mitotic spindle organization; protein phosphorylation
Cellular component (GO): spindle microtubule; spindle midzone; chromosome passenger complex
Molecular function (GO): protein kinase activity; ATP binding
Source: RefSeq, a predicted model, not a curated record
GACAGCUUAAAACGUUGGCGGCCGCGGAAGUUCAAAAUAUUGAGACUGGACUCGGUAAAACUCGAUACUACAGUUGUUCUUUGCGAUGCAGAAUAAGGAAAAUUAUGAGCCGAGAGGCUUCCAACGGCCGUUUGCAACUCCUAGCAUGGUGUCAGGCCCACAGCGUGUUCAGGUGAAGCCACGGGCAGAGAUGGACAGAAGUGCCAUCACAGGCCCUGGGAGAGAGUGUGUUAGCUCCAGUUCAGCCUCAAAGAAGAUCUCCCUGGAAGACUUUGACAUCGGUCGACCACUAGGAAAGGGCAAAUUUGGUAAUGUUUACCUUGCCAGGGUGAAGAAGCUGCAAGCCGUCGUGGCACUGAAGGUGUUGUUCAAGUCACAGAUGGAAAAGGAGGGCGUGGAGCAUCAACUCAGGAGGGAGAUUGAGAUUCAGGCACAUCUCAAGCACCCAAAUAUCUUGCGCUUCUACAAUUAUUUCCAUGACCGGAAAAGGGUGUUUUUGGUGCUUGAGUACGCCCCACGUGGUGAAAUGUACAAGGAACUACAGAGAUGUGGAAGAUUUGAUGACCAGCGUACUGCCACAUACAUGGAGGAGAUCUCUGAUGCACUGAUGUAUUGCCAUGAGAAGAAAGUGAUUCAUCGUGACAUCAAGCCAGAGAAUCUGCUUCUCGGCUAUCGCGGAGAGCUGAAAAUUGCAGACUUUGGUUGGUCUGUCCAUGCACCCUCUCUGAGACGUCGUACAAUGUGCGGGACGCUGGACUACCUCCCUCCAGAGAUGAUCGAAGGCCACACUCACAGCGAGAGGGUGGACCUGUGGUGCAUCGGGGUCCUCUGUUACGAAUGUUUGGUCGGCAACCCACCUUUUGAAACUGCCAGUCAUACAGAAACCUACAAAAGAAUUACGAAGGUGGAUUUGAAGUUCCCCAAAGUCGUCUCAGAUGGUGCACGGGACCUGAUCUCCAAGCUGCUCCGUCACAACCCCAUUGAUCGUCUCUCACUACAGAGUGUCAUUGACCACCCGUGGGUGCAGUCCAACUCCCGCCGAGUCCUACCCCCCAUCUGCCCGGCCAAGAAAUCUUGAGCCCACCUGACCUGCCUGCUUCUCGCUUCCACUGAGGGCUGCUUUCUGUCCUUCACAACAGACUCUGGGCCAGCAUAUUUUGGUCUCACUGCUAGGGGCUGUAAACUGCCAUUAUUCUGGCACAUUUUAUCAUGGGUAUAAAUGCAUACCCACUUUUUUAUAUAUGUCUAGUAUGUUGCCUAGAGUUUUUUUGUGUUUUUCUUGUCAUUUCUUUCCUGAAACUUUUUAAACUGUUUGCAACUCUAUAUCUGAUGGUGUUGACACCAAAGUCUCAGUCUCCAAUAGUUUAAGACACUGUUUGAGGGUCAGGGUGGAAAGUGUUUUAUUUUCCCCCAAGCUGUAUUUUAUGUUUCUAAUAAAUGUUAUGAAAUGAUUUAUGGACAUUUAAUUACUGAUUGACUGACUGGUUGUGGCCAUGUUGCAACCAGAACAGUAUAUCAUAAGAUUUGGACCUAAUAACUUUGUUAUCAAAUACACUCACCAGUUUAUUAGGUAUACCUAACUAAAACUAA